Acanthoscelides obtectus is the source of this 615-nucleotide messenger RNA. NCBI's taxonomy places the organism in Eukaryota, Metazoa, Arthropoda, Insecta, Coleoptera, Chrysomelidae. The record is from the annotation of a GenBank genome assembly.
AUGCAACCACGAAAGCCGAAACCAGAUAUGAAAAUGGGCAUGAGUAGGGGAAAGCUGGGAGAUAUGCGAAUCUUUAAAGUAACCACGGUUCCCCCCAUACCGGAUUGGUGUCUACGACCUCCUGGGCCUCCGUCUGCAGAAGAUAGCGAGCCGGACUACGAGGACAUGGUGGAGCAUUCGCACCAGGAGGCGGUGACUGCAGCAACUGCCCCGCAGUUUGUUGCCGGGUUGUUUGCCCCAAUCAUGGCUGGGGGCGCUGUGAAGCAUCGUGGAAUGCACUAUGUGGACGGAACUAUGGCUUACCCAGGCCUCUACCCGGGCUACGUCCAUGCGCUAGCCGCCGCGACCCAAGCUGCAUCUCUAGCGGCAGCUGCAGGUCACCAUCCCCACCACCACCAUCAUCAAGCGGCUGCGGCCGCCGCAGCUGCAGCUGCAAAGCGCAAGCGCAGACACCGGACAAUCUUCAGCGAGGAACAACUGGAGCAACUUGAGGCCACUUUCGAGCAGACGCACUACCCGGACGUCGUGCUCAGGGAACAGUUGGCCAUGAAGGUGGAUCUUAAGGAAGAAAGGGUUGAGGUAGGUCUAGUCAUAACAGGAUUUAUUAGUUACUAG